Molecule: messenger RNA, 1479 nt
Organism: Rodentolepis nana
Lineage: Eukaryota; Metazoa; Platyhelminthes; Cestoda; Cyclophyllidea; Hymenolepididae
Source: the annotation of a GenBank genome assembly
AUGUUGGACUUAAUUUUGGGAUAUGUGCUCUUCUUACUCGCAAUUAUCCCCAUCACUGUAUAUUUCAACCAAUUCCUAUUCUUCAUAUUCGCCUUUUACGUUUCAAUUCGGAAGUUUUACAAAAAAGAUAACUCUCCCCUUGAAUACCUUCCAGGCGUUACGAUAGUAAAACCUCUAACUGGAGUGGAUCCCCUGUUAGAAGGAAACAUAAUUAGUCACAUGGAACUUCGGUAUCCUAAUCUUGAAAUUAUCUUUUGUGUGGAAGAUCCAAAUGAUCCAGCUAUUGAGUUAGUCGAAUCUCUCUUUCGUAAAUAUCCCAAAGUCGACGCGCGUCUUAUUAUAGGGGGAAAUGGAAAUGUGAUAAAUCCCAUGGUGAAUAACUUUCUUCCUGGUUACGAAUCAGCCAAAUAUGAUCUCGUUUGGAUUAGCACAAGCCGUAUCAAAGCGAAUACAGAUAUCAUUGUGGAUCUUGUUAGAAAAUUGGAAGAUCCGCGCGUCGCCCUUGUUCAUCAAGUCCCCUACGUUACUGAUCAAAGAGGCUUCAUGAAUGCCAUCGAAAAAGUAUGUUUUGGCUGUGCUUUGGGUCGCAGUGCAAUUGCUCUCAAUCAUAUGGGCAUGCUCUGUUUCACUGGAAUGUCGUACAUGCUCCGCAAAUCUCUCCUCGACAAAUUCGGUGGUUUCGCUAGAUUUGGAAAAUUUCUCGCAGAGGACUACUUUUUCUCCAAGGAGCUCUUUGAGAAUGGCUAUAAGGUUGUCCUCUCUUCUUACCCGGCUCAACAGAAUGUGGCUAAUGUGACGCUGGAUGUCUAUACCACGCGGAUGGUUCGGUGGUUACGUCUUCGACUCAAUAUGCUCACAAUUGUGGCAGUGCUUUUCGAACCCAUGAUUGAAUGCCUCAAUUUGGGUGUGUUAAUGAUCUUUUCACUCGGCUACCUCUUUGGAAUCAGUGGUCUUACUACUAUGACCGUGCAUAUCGCCUUUUGGAUGACUUUAGAUUACUUCCUUCUUCGAUUUGUUCAGGGUGGAUCACUGCCUUUUGGUAUAGUGACCUUCUUUUUUGCCUGGUGGGCACGCGAGAUCCUGACCUAUCUCGUCUACUUCAAGGCUAUCCUACAUCCCCGUACUGUCAAGUGGGGCAAGAAUACCUAUCACCUUUCCCUAGGAGGUCACACAGAGCUCCUUAAUGGUCCUAAUAGUGGAUACAGUAGUAAGAAUGCUAACAGUAUCUCCAUUCACAAUAGCAUCGGAUCCGUACCAAAACGCAGUAGAUCAAUUGAUCAAUUACCCCUUCCUGUCAAUGAGAUGAUUCCAGUUGCUUCCCAAGCAAAGAUGUCUACUGCUGCUGGUUCUCUACCCAAAACUUUCGCAGGAAUCGCUACGGCAAUGAAUGGCGAACACACGUGGAGGCAUUUCACACAGAAUGGCUACAUUCGGGGCUCCCUAGAUCACCAACAUAUCACCCUCAUAUCAGAUGCCUAA